UCCCUUCCUACGCACAACCAACACCCCAAACAUAAACCCUAACUUUCUCUCUCCUCUCUCUCUCUCUCUCCCUCUACGCGUUUUCCUGGAAAAUCCAUUAUUUUCCGGGAAUUUGAUUCGAAUUUCGAUCACGUUGUAAAACGCAGAUCGCACUGGUCUUCGUACUGUGAUAUAAUUCGCGCGCUCACUCCAUGUAUGGAAGACAAAGACGGAGCAGCAUCUUCCGAUCCUGCAACCACCGCUGAGUUCGCCGGCGAGUCGAGCUGGACACUCGGCGCCGAUGACUCGGACGGUGCCUAUCUCUUCUCCGGCGACAGGGAGAGAAGCAUACUCGGCGACUUCGGCUGGAACAUCGAGCCGGACCAACCGAACCGGAUCGGCGCCGACGACCGAUUGUGGCUACCGGCUCACUCUGCUCUGACCGGUUCGAUCGAACCGGCUGAGAUUGCUUCGGCUGCGGCAUCGUCCAGGUCGAAUAACCAAUCGAUGUCUUCCAGCUCCAGCGAGGAUCCGCCGGAGAAACCCACCGUCUCCGACGAGAAACCGCCUGAGAUUCCGAGUAAAAGUAAGAAGAAGGGGCAGAAGCGAAUACGGCAGCCACGGUUUGCAUUUAUGACAAAGAGCGAAGUUGAUCAUCUUGAGGAUGGCUACAGAUGGCGGAAGUAUGGUCAGAAGGCAGUUAAAAAUAGUCCGUUCCCUAGGAGCUACUAUCGUUGCACAAACAGCAAAUGCACGGUGAAAAAAAGGGUUGAACGCUCCUCAGAGGACCCAACUAUUGUGAUUACUACAUAUGAAGGCCAACACUGUCACCAUACCGUUGGAUUCCCUCGAGGGGGUAUCAUUAGUCAUGAAGCUGCCUUUGCGGGACAGUUGGCUCCUACAAUGUCUCAGUUCUAUUAUCCAAUUCAAUUACCCAGAUCAGACAAUACUUUUACCAGUAUUUCUCAGCCUUGCCAAGCACAUGAUGAAGCUGGAGGAUCCAACACUACAACAAUGCCAUCUGAUACAUCUCCACAGCCUCCCACGGAUGAGGGACUACUUGGAGAUAUUGUUCCACCGGGAAUGCGCAACAGCUGAUAGAAAUAUAUGAUGAUGAUGAUCGAGUUGGAGUUGAGAAGAUGCGUGGACAUGCAUGCUUUCUUAUUAUCUACAUUCUCUGAACAAGUAGGCCAUAAGAGGCAGCAAUUUUUCCUUUCUUUAAGCAGCAAGUCCUUUUUACUUAUAAUUUGUCUCGAGAAGCGAAUCUAGUAGUCAUGCAUGGGUACUAUAUCUACCAUGGCAGCAGGUUGUAAGAGGUUGCAAACGAAAAAGUUUGUAAAUAUAACAUGUUCCUAUAUAUAUAUAUAUAUAUAUAUAUUCCGAUAUUAUUCAUUUAGUGAAAGUGAUAAUGUAUGUAUACAAUUUAUAUUUAUUAUAUAUGAGUGAUAACCACCGCAUA
Gastrolobium bilobum is the source of this 1438-nucleotide messenger RNA. Its product is annotated as probable WRKY transcription factor 57. Gene Ontology annotation, molecular function: sequence-specific DNA binding; DNA-binding transcription factor activity. The record is from RefSeq and is a predicted model, not a curated record. The transcript has 4 exons. Lineage: Eukaryota; Viridiplantae; Streptophyta; Magnoliopsida; Fabales; Fabaceae. Gene Ontology annotation, biological process: regulation of DNA-templated transcription. Bases 196 to 1077 code for a protein of 293 amino acids.